Messenger RNA from Acyrthosiphon pisum (pea aphid), 3413 nucleotides. RefSeq names its product facilitated trehalose transporter Tret1-2 homolog. The record is from RefSeq and is a predicted model, not a curated record. Bases 1704 to 3287 code for a protein of 527 amino acids. Gene Ontology annotation, molecular function: sugar transmembrane transporter activity. Lineage: Eukaryota; Metazoa; Arthropoda; Insecta; Hemiptera; Aphididae. Gene Ontology annotation, biological process: transmembrane transport; carbohydrate transport. The transcript is spliced from 6 exons. Gene Ontology annotation, cellular component: membrane.
UUAAGUUUAUUCCUUAUAAGAUAACAUAAAUAAUUUUAAAAAUAUAUAUUUACAGAGUGAUCCAUUUAACGUAAGACACUAAUUAUACUAAAAUUAGAUGGUUAAGCAAUAAAGUGUCUUACGAUAAAUGGAUCACACUGUUUAUAUAUACAUAUGUACUAAAAUUAUAGUAUAACUUCCACCUCCUACUCUGAGUCAUGGGGCUAAAUUCCCAGAAACUCAGGAAAAGGACUACAAGUCCCUCUAACCAUGCAAUGCAUGAGUAUAUUUAAUGACAGCCCCCUGCUGACUUAACUUGACUGCAGUUAGCCAACUGUUUUUUUAGGAGACAAAUAAUGUCAAAUCAAUACGAUGCCGUUAUUUUUGUGACAUUUUAAUGAGUGAAAAGCGAUCGAAAAUUAUUAGUGUGUUUUGUUCAUAGUGCAUAAGGUCUAAGGUGAUUGUCUAAUCUCGAAAGUAUACAGGCACAUAACGCUCGUAUCAAUGAAUGUUUUAUUUUUAAUUGGUGCAGUUCCGUUCGUGCAGGCAAAUUUCAAACAAUAUUAUGGUAAAUAUUUUAUUAUUAUUUUUAAGCUACUAAAAAUGAUUUAUAAAUUAAUGCUAAAUCGCCUACUAAAACUGCUGGACUUAAGUUGGGGUGGAUUUCAAUUUUUAUUCAUUUACACAUUUACAGUGUUUACCUUGAGCAAAUUUUAAUAUUCCAAAAACUAUUACAAUAUAGGUAGUAAUAAAAUUAAUAAAUAUAUUAAAAAUACUGAAAAUACCGUUUUUACGGUUAGUUGAAAAUGAAAUAUUGAACAACGAUUCGAUUAAAUGUGAAUGAACCAGAUAAUGAUGCAAAAUCCGUUUUAAAAAUUAAAAUCUACCUAAAAAAUAACCCCUCAAUUUUCCCUGUUGAUCAGGUCUAAAUAACGGAGUUUUGUAUGUUGCCUGCAGUAUCUUUUAAAUUGUCUUUAACUAAAGAUAAAAAUGAAAUACCUAACUACUUUAUAUUAUAUUUUCUGGUACGUAUAAUUAUUUAUAAAACCAUCGAUCAACCGUUUAUCACAUGUAGCUUAUUUAGACAUGUGACGUGUGUGGUAUGUACUGCCGUUUAUGGUGUACAGUGUCAAAUAAGCAAAUUGAACACAGUACAUAAUAUUGCAUACAAGGCGCAUAUAACUGCAUAAGACGGCACUAAAUUACGAUAAACUUUCCAAGACUUUGAUAACGCUAUAGGCAGUGUAUUAUCAAAUUUCGUUUUAAUCUAUCUAUUGUAAUGAUAGCCACUCUUUAUAAAUAGAUUAUUUUAAAAAGAAUUUCAUCAUCAUAACCCUUAACAUAUAUAUUAUAAUAUUGUAUAUACAGUCACGCAGAUGUUUAUAUUAUAAUAUAAACAUCUGUGGUCAUAUAUUAUUAUACCCUUUUGAUAAAUAAACUGUUUCAUCAGAUCGGACGACACCCCUCGACCACACAAGAGCACUCUCCCUGCGUACGCCAUUGGUGACAGUCAUACGUGAUGAGAUAUAUAAUAUAUGUUUAGUAUAAUAUUGUCGUGUCUUAAAUAAUAAAAUGUGUAGGUACUCUUUGAAAUAACUCUAAUAUAAUAAUUGUGUUCUUGAUUAACAUUAAAUAAUAAGUAAAUCAAUAUUAAACCUAUUUCUUCUUCCUUCGUUCAUCGUAUACCUAGCAAGUUUGCAGUCGAAUUAUUAGGGUUCUGUCGUAUGCAUUCAGUCAAGAUGACUCCCAAGAUGGGUUUCGGACAUGUAUAUCUAACAUUAGCGGCAUGUAUGUCAUCACUCUUUCAGUUUCUGAGAUGGUUCAUUGGAUCCGUUAUUUUCGCACACAACAGAAAUCCAUUGCUGUUAUCAUUAACGUCUUCUAAUAAAAGUGCAAGCGAUGGCACACCAUCUAACGAACCACAGGGCAAGAAGUUCAGACAAUACGUCACCGCACUGUCCGCCACAGUCGGUCCGUUCGCCGUGGGCACGGUGCUUGCGUGGACGUCACCUGCGUUGCCCAUGCUGUUGUCCGCAGACUCGACCAUCAAGAUAACGCCUGACCAGGGGUCGUGGGUGGGUUCCCUGAUCGCCAUCGGCGCUAUCUUCGGGUCAAUACCGGCCGGCAAGACCGCUGACUUGAUCGGCCGAAAACCCGUCAUCGCCUUCCUGCCACUGCCGUUCAUCACCAGCUGGUUACUGAUUUACUUCGCGAAAGACGUCUGGUAUCUUUACGUGGCGCGUCUGGUCGCCGGCACCUGCCUCGGCGCAAUCACCGCCACCGUCCCGAUGUACAUCGGCGAGAUAGCCGAGAAGUCCAUCAGAGGUGAACUGUGCUCUUACGUACAGGUAAACGUGACGCUGGGCAUAUUGUACGUUUACUCGAUCGGUCCGUUCGUGAAUUACGCGUGGCUGGCCAUCAUGUGUGGCAUCUUACCGGUGAUUUGGUUCAUCCUGGUCCUGUUGGUGUUGCCCGAAUCGCCCACGUAUCUCUGGCGAUCCGGCAAGAAUAAGGAAGCAGAAGACGUGUUGGUUAUGUUGCGCGGGAAAGACUACGACAUCAGCGGCGAGCUGCAGGCGCUGCAGAAGGAACUCGAGGAGAAGAAGCCGAACGGUAAGUUAAAGGAUAUGGUGAAAUCCAAGGCCACGUUACGCGCGGCAUUCACCGCCUUGGGUCUGUUUGGGUUCCUGUCAUGUUCGGGCAUCAACGUGGUAAUAUUCAACGCCCAGACCAUAUUCAGCAGCACCGGUAGCAUCGUAUCCCCGAAAACCAGCUCCAUCGUCAUCGGGAUCCUCCAAGUCAUAUUCACUUUCACGUCGUCGCAGCUAGUGGACAGGGCUGGCCGGCGAGUGUUGCUGCUGAUCUCCGAUUCGGUGAUGGCCGUGUGCCUCGGAUCCCUGGGCUUCUACUUCUGGCAAUUAGAGCAUGGCGUCGACACGUCGGUGUUCAGCCUUGUACCACUCAUCAGCUUGGGCGUUUACAUCAGUACGUUUUCUCUAGGCUUCGGGCCCAUACCGGGUGUCAUGGUCGGAGAGCUCUUCAGCCCGGAAUUUAAGGGACUGGCCAUCGGAAUCGUCUGUGUGCUCGCAUCGUUGAUCGAGUUCAGUGUCGUCAAGUCGUAUCAGACGCUGUUGGACAACUACGGCCGCGGUGUCACGUUCGGAGUAUUCGCCGGGUGCUGCGUGAUGGGUACCCUGUUUGUGUUAUUCCUUGUGCCGGAGACUAAGAACAAGUCUCUGCAGGAAAUCCAGGAUGAGCUCAGUGGCAAGAAGAAAUCCGAACAGAAGCAAGGCCCGUCGGGAUCAUAGGAUGCCAGCACUUAAACAACUUUGAACCAAAAUUCGUCGUCACACGGUAGUGUUGCAAACAACCACGCACACAUAUAAUUGUGAUCCGCUAUAUAAAUAAAUAAAAAAUGUAAUUACAAAUUAUGA